Molecule: messenger RNA, 3154 nt
Organism: Siniperca chuatsi (mandarin fish)
Lineage: Eukaryota; Metazoa; Chordata; Actinopteri; Centrarchiformes; Sinipercidae
Gene: lg12h2orf69
Product: linkage group 12 C2orf69 homolog
Exons: 4
Coding region: 148-1170 (340 amino acids)
Cellular component (GO): mitochondrion
Source: RefSeq, a predicted model, not a curated record
AGCGCCUCUUCGUGGACACAAAGGACCCAAAACUGUCAUAAUUGAAAAAUGAUAUCAGAGUCUCUUCUUAAACUGCAACAAUGUGAGGCAGACGACGGUUAGACCACAGUGUGCAAUGAAUAAGUACUUCACUUAUAGCCACAGUCCAUGCUAGCCGCCCGAGCAGUUGCGGCGGGCUUCCCUCUAAUAACGUUAACUGCGGCCGAAACGAUGACCUCUGUGGCAGCGACGACAUCCUCUGAGCCUCGGGGGCUGCAUGCAUCAGCCAGCCGGGAUGCACGCUCUGGGAGCCCGCGGCAGAGGCUCCAGAAGCUGCUCGCGGUGCCUGGAUACGACCCGGGCCGGGUUAACGACCUGCUGCUCCUCCGGCCUGAUACAGACGGUCACUCUGCACCAGAACCGAAGGGGAAGAGCGCUAACAGGCAUGUUGUGUUUUUCCACGGGGAUAUACAGAACUUUCAGGAGGAGAUGGCUCUGCAGCCUGAGGGAGCCCAGUGGCUGUCCUGGAGUCUGGAGCAGGUGGCCCUCACCCUGGGCCGACGUUUCCCUGACCGACACGUUUGGGUGGUCAGAGCCUCUCGGAUGUAUCUCCACAAGUUCAGCUGCUACCACAACUUUGUGGAGAGCAACAUGUUCGGGGCGCCGGAGCACUCGCUGUACUCACCUGACUGUGGAGCGUUUCGCCACCUCAGGGCCCUCCUGAGCCAUGGCAUGGAGCGAGCCAGCCUACCAAACCCCCUCCAGCCACAAGGAGGCGCUGACAACAUCCCCUUAGGGUUUUCACUGACGCUGGUGGGCUUCAGCAAAGGCUGCGUGGUGCUGAACCAGAUGGUGUACGAGCUGGCCGGGGCCCGCGCAGACCCGCAGAUGUCGCACUUUGUUAAAUGCAUCUCGGACAUGUACUGGCUGGACGGCGGGCACCCGGGAGGCAGUGAGACCUGGGUGACGGGCAAGCAGGUGUUGAAGGAACUUGCUUCCAGCGGAGUGUCGAUUCAUGCCCACGUGACCCCGUACGAGGUGUGUGACCCGAUGCGGGCCUGGGUGGGCCGCGAGCACGGACACUUCAUUAAGACCCUGGAGGGGUAUGGGGCCAGUCCAAAUAAGAAGCUGCACUUUGAGGAUGAGCCCCCCUCCAUCAAGAACCACUUCAGGGUCAUCCAGGAGUUUUGAGAUUGGUUGUGAGCACUUCAGACACAACACACACAAAUCUGAGCUGAAUAUCUGAACUUCACUGAGCGCUUUAGAUUAUUUAUUAAGAAUACAGAUUGAGUGUCUUAUUCGCUGGUCUUACCUCAAUUUUUCUGUGAUUUAAGGGCUGAGUUUAGAGCACGUGACAGAUGCUGGUGUGUUGUACUUUCUACUGCUAAAUGCACUUGAUCCGAGUUUGAAUGAUCCAAGGGCCUUUUCCCUGCUCCCUGUGGCCCCGAGUAGGAAUAUGCAGGUAUGAAAAUGAUCUUCUUCUUUAUUCUUUAGGCUAAUGUAACCUUUUCCAUUUGAUUCUGGCUUAAGCCUUGAGUUGCUGCAGAGCCGUCGAUUUAGAAACACGAUUCAUGUUGUUUCAGUAGAUUUUGCUGAUGAGGGAAUUUCUAUAAUUUAAGGUGUAAAAUGUAACAUUGCGACUUAUUUAAAAUUUCUGCCAUGAUUUUAAACUUAAUGUAUGUUUGGCUGAAGCAGAACAGCUUAUUACAUUCUCUUUAUAUGUGCACUUGUGUUGAGCUGCUUUUAGACCUGUGAAUGUCUGAACUUGACUUCAUAGGUUCAGACUUCAUCAGUUGGUUUCACAGUAGUGAUUGUUGAUUGUAUUCAAACGUGUGGCCAGUCAGUUAAGCCAAGUACUUUGUCAGAAAGUAAAACAAUGGUUCUGUUGUCAUUCCUUCAGUUUGAUCCCUGUAGCGGACUGUCCACCAAUCAUUUGUCAGAGCUUUUCGGGGGAGCGAGUUGACAACACAAUCUCACCUCAAGGUCCAUUUAGUAGCUGUUCUGGAGCUUUCGAUCAUAUCACAUGAUCUUUUUUCAGCAAAUGCAGUUGAGUUGCUUUAAACUCCAUCUGCUGAUGAUCAUGUGGACGUUGAGGUGAGAUUUUGUCACCUGCUGCUUUCAAGUUAAGAACAAACUUUCAAACUCAUUAUUUUAUAAUAAUAAACAACAUUCUUUGAAACUUUUCUUUUUUGCUGUGACCUACCAGCUCAUUUCAUGAUAAACUUUUAUUACAUAGCACCUUUUCUAAACAUUAACAGAGCAUGUUAAUUUGCUCUUUUUGAUUUGAUCUUUUUCUCUCAACACGUUUUACAUUUGUUUUGACAAUAUACCAAAAAAACGUUAGAAGUUUUUUGUUAUAAUGAAAUAAGUUGGCAAGAUGUAUUAAGAAGGUACAGCUUCAUUUUCGGUUUUGUUUCAUGGUGGCAGAAAUGCAUACUGUAUUUUGUUUAUUGCAAUAUGUAAAAAAAUACACAUGCUUGCUAGUUUUGUGGGAAUGUGGCAGCAUGUUUAUUAACCUCUGUAUGAUGUAUUCCAGUCUGUAUGAUCUCUAUGUAAGCUUACAUAGCAUCUUUGCACUAUGCUGAUGGCUGCAACUCAUUUUGCUGAAUGUAACUUGAAAUCAUUCCAUUAUGUUUUCUACUUGCUGUAUGCUGUGCUGUUUAAAGACCCUGUGAGUUUACCAGGAGGAUAGAUAAGAUUCACUUUUUCUAAAGGUGUAAGCAAGUGCACAGCCAAGAGAACAUGCAUUAUUUUAAAUCAUCUGCUUGCUAAUUGGUAUACAUUGUCACCAUGAUAUUUUGUCCUAUUAACUGUUAGCCAAUGAUGGAGAGGAGGCAACAGAGAAAUGUUUCACUAGUAGAGUGCAGUUUGUUUCAGCUCUCUUGAAACAGCAGGUGGCAGCAGUGUGGAAAAAGUAGAAAGCAGGACAUUGAAAAAGACUGUUCUACACUGGAUUGACUCAAGAAAACAAAAAGAAUACUCCAUCAGAUAUUUUCUAGAACCUUUUAAUGAGCUUUUUCAGUUUGCUUUGUGAUGCUUACAUAUUAGCCUGCAGUUGAUCAGAAUACAAUAUGGAUUAUGUCUUUUUUUUUUUUUAGUAAUUUCAGAUGCAAUCAGAAUGCUCAUACAUUAAAAAAAUAUAAAAUGCAAAAUAAACAUACAUCUCGAACAUUUA